CCAGAAAAUGUCAUCGAAACCCCGUCCAGUUGUUCCUCCAAAACCCGCAAGACUUUCUGUAAAUUCUCAGAAGCGAGACUCGACCUCUUCGGUAACGAGUUUUACAAGUUCGGUAGCAUCUCCAGUUUCAAAGAUACCAUUAUGUUCGUCUCCUCCACCAACUUUUCCGGAAUCGCCUGACGACAGAACACCUAGAGCCUCAGAAAUAUUCACGUAUUCGGAAGGUCGACAAGCCAGAGCUUUAUAUAAUUUCGAAGGUGAAUCUUAUCAAGAGUUGUCGUUCCGUGCCGGAGACGUACUUUAUAUAUUAAAUGAGAAGCUUUCGGAGGGAUGGUCUUUAGCCGAAAAGGAUGGAAUAACAGGUCUCAUUCCAGAAUCAUAUAUCACGUAUACCACAGAAUUUACGGAACUUCCAAAUUGUACACUAUCAGGCACAUUAUCCGAUAGAGAUUCGAUGGACUCCGCUGCGUCUACGCCCGCAAAGAACGGUUCGAUGAGUGAAUCGAUUUACAGUUCUACCUGUGACUCAACAAAUGGGUCGAUACGAGGUAGCAAGAUAAUAGGAAAGAGACAAUUUAAUCGGUUUAGUUGGUUUGUUACUACAGGGGUAGAGGAGUUCAUCCUCAACGGUUGGCAGCCAGAUAAUAGCAUUUCAACGUCACCUGAAAACGGUGAAGAAGUGACAGAAUCCGACAAACAUUUUAUUCAGAGUGGCCCAAGUUGGCAUGCUAAAGCACCGAGUUUUGAAAUUAUGGUACAUAAUCCAGAAAAGAGAGUAAAGCUUGGAGGUGUUCAAGAAUACACGAUCUUCCAUGUUACAUCUGUGUUUUCAGGUGUUCGGGUAACGGUCGAAAGGAGAUAUAGUCAGUUCGAAUGGCUUUACAAGCGACUUGUGUCUAAGUUUGGAUGCUUUGUGUUGCCUCCUCUGCCCGAAAAACAAUAUUCUGGCCGAUUUAAUGAAGAAUUUAUAGAAAAGCGUCGUCGGGCCUUGGAAGUGUUCAUUAAUCGUUUAGCUCGUCACCCAGUAAUUAGAUAUUCUGACCUCUUAACUCAUUUUCUGAAUUGUGAUAAUGAUUCGGAAUGGAAUAAAAGAGAAAAAGAAUUUGAGUCAGACAAGCUCGUCGGUCGAGCAAUUUUUCAGAAUGUUUACCAUCCGGAGUUUAACGUAGAUGACGGGGAUAUUGAAACCAUGGAGAGAUUCGCCGCGCAUGCUCGAGCUAUGGAAAAGUUAAUGCCUUGGAUAAACGAUGCAUCUCAAGCACAUAAGGAUUCUUUGGAAGAAAUGAAACGUCAAUAUCGUCAAGUGAGUUUUGCAUUGCUGAGAUUAAUUACAGGAAAAAGCGUCGGCGAAGGCAAUGAAUGUGUAAAUGAGGAUGGCGCUUGGUGUUGGAAAGACGGAUGCAAUGCUUGUCUCAGUCUUACCAAGGCACUCCAAUAUACAGUUGAAAGCAUGCAAACGAUAGCUGACAUGUAUGAUUCCUAUACGAAGGAAACAGUUAUUCCUUGGAUUGAGAGUUACAAAAUGUAUAGCCAACCAGCUACCGAUUAUGAGCCUUUAAUCGACAUGCACAAUGGGACUUAUAGAAAAUACAAAGAAGUUUCUGAUGAAAACUUGAGCUUAGAACAGUCUGAGGAUUUGCAAAUUGAAACGAUCAGAUCGCGAUGUGACACUGUGUUCAAUGUAACACUCGCGGAAGUUAACAGAAUUCAUGAUGAACGUGUUCGAGAUUUCCAGGGAAGCACCAAGCAAUAUUUAGAUGGGCAGAUUGAAUUCCACGAAAAGGUUCUUGAAGAACUUCGUCAAGCGCGUGCCAAUUUCGAUGAACCACAUUAUUCGGCUCUCUCACAAACGCCACGAACUCCGAGCUUGUACGAGGAUCUCAUCGAUGAACAACGGCCCAUAUUAUCGCGUCCUGUAUCAUCCGUAGGAUCGAUGUCCGAUGUUGUUGGUGGGGUUGUUGGUAGCGUGGAGAGCAUGGGAAAUUUCUUAAAGAAGACAGCCAGAACCUCAAUCGGAAGAAGUUCAUGGUGGGGAGGAAAUUAA
Molecule: messenger RNA, 2044 nt
Organism: Acaulospora morrowiae
Lineage: Eukaryota; Fungi; Glomeromycota; Glomeromycetes; Diversisporales; Acaulosporaceae
Source: the annotation of a GenBank genome assembly